AUGUUGUCUUGCUUCAGGAACGCUCUUAGCAAGAAAAAGGAUUCCAACGGAAAACAAAAGAGUAAGGGCAUGACGAAGCCGAUAAUCAUUGGCCACCACGGCCACCCAUUUUAUCAUCAUGAACAGAAAAAGAGGGGCAGCACGUACAAGUGCAACGGGUGCCAACAAACCGGGUUCGGGCCCUAUUACUCGUGCAUCAACGUUGACUGCAAUUUCCAUUAUCGCCAGCACUGCGGUGACCUUUUGAGGCCUGACAUCUCCUGGGCCGUUCCUGUCAGCAACCACCCUCCCUACCCGACUGGCCAUCUCAUUCUCAAGGCAACGGCGCCGCGCAAAGUGCGGUGCUGUGUCGCGUGUGGCGACCAUGUCCUGGGGCUCAGGUACAAAGUGUGGCACAAGAAGGCGCACGGCUCGUACAAUCCUUUCUGGCUCAUCCGCCAGCACCUAAGUAACCGUGCCUUCCACCCGCUCUGCACGUUGCUCCCCAAACAGAUCCGAGGGACUGGCAACCAGGAGAUCGAUCUGGAGCUUGAGGAAGGGAUGCGAGGCGAGUGCCCCAUAUGCAAGGGCGAUGCCAAGGGCUGGGCUUACAAUAGUACCUGCGGGAUCUACGGUUACCACGUGGGCUGUGUGAAGAAGAAGAUCAUACAGAGUUGGCAGCAGGAGGAAGCUCCAGGAAAUGGAUGGAAGAAGAGAAAAGUGACUAUCUACGUGAAAAAAGCGUUGCGACCGACUCUAGAAAUAGCCAAGUUGGCUUUUCAGCAAAUCAUCCAAGUCCUCUUCGGGUUGCCGGCGGCCAUGGUGGUAGACGUCAUUGUGAAGUUUUUCGAUUUCACCUAUGAUAUCGGGAGCAGGAAGAAGAGGUGGACCGUGAUUGGCCUGAACGAGAUUGGAGUGGAGAUUAAGAAGGCGAAGCGCAACAACAGCAGCAAUGACGAUUCCUUAAAGCGGAGGGUCUUGGCCUGGGGAAGAGAAGUGUUGAUGCAGAGACUGAUGGGGUUGAUAUUGUUAGGUGUUGAGUUGAAUGUUUUUGUUUGGUGGGAAGCCAACCCCCAGAUGUUGGGAUGUUCUAGUUGGUUAUUGACCAAAUGUAAACAUUAA
This is a messenger RNA of Syzygium oleosum, 1101 nucleotides long. RefSeq lists its product as uncharacterized. The record is from RefSeq and is a predicted model, not a curated record. The transcript is spliced from 2 exons. NCBI's taxonomy places the organism in Eukaryota, Viridiplantae, Streptophyta, Magnoliopsida, Myrtales, Myrtaceae. The coding region runs from base 1 to 1101 and encodes 366 amino acids.